Micromonas pusilla CCMP1545 is the source of this 4166-nucleotide messenger RNA. Its product is annotated as p-type ATPase superfamily. NCBI's taxonomy places the organism in Eukaryota, Viridiplantae, Chlorophyta, Mamiellophyceae, Mamiellales, Mamiellaceae. The transcript is spliced from 3 exons. The record is from RefSeq and is a predicted model, not a curated record. Gene Ontology annotation, cellular component: membrane. The coding region runs from base 49 to 4080 and encodes 1343 amino acids. Gene Ontology annotation, molecular function: transporter activity; ATP binding; ATP hydrolysis activity.
GCGCGAGGUGCGUCGCGGUGCGUUGACCACCGCCGGCGCGCGCGCGCGAUGUCGUUCACGACCUCAUCACACCUGAGCCGGUUGCGACCGGGCGGCGGCGGCGGCGCGCGCGACGGCGGCGGGCGGCGCGUCGCCGCGCGCGCGUCCGCGGGGGGGAAAUCUCGCGUCCUCGCGUCGUCCUCGUUCACGAAGCCGCCGGGACGAUGCGUCGACGCGAGGCGUCGCGCGCCGGUCCUCCCUCGGCUCGCGCUGAGCUCCCCGGAGUUGAUCCGCGUCUCGAGGCGCGACGGACGGAGAGCGUGCCGCGUCUCCGUCGCGGCGCGAGCGCACGCGGACCCUCACGAACACAGCCACGGAUGUUGCGGCCCGACCGGAGGCGGCUCGCGAGGCCGCCCGUCGUUCCGCGAGGCUAGCGACAAGGACGCGCGCUCGCGCUCGCACGGCGCCGACGACGCGUGCUGCGUCGCGUCGUCGAUCUCGGACGUCGACGGCUCCUUCGACGAGGCGGCGUUCAUCAGCGAGACGGGAACGUUCGACACGGACGCUUCCGCAUCCGCCGGAGGCGCCGCCGCGAUCAACCUGCGCGGGCCGGGCGGAAGCUACGACCACAACGCGAUCGAGGCUGCGCUGACGGCGGUGUACCGCUUCACGAGGAUCGGAUACGUCGCGGACGUCAUGCGCGGCAACGCGGCGCUGUGCGUCGUGUCGUGGAUCGCGCUCGUGGUCGGCGGCGUCGCGCACGCGUGCGGGCAUCUGGGCGUGGCGACGUCGACGACGUUAGCGGUUGAGACGGCGGCGACGGCGCUCGUCUACGUCCUCUCCGGGACGUCCGAAUUCGUCGACGUCACGUACGAGCUCGCGGUCGGGAACGUCAACAUCCACGUGCUGACGACGCUCGCGGUGCUCGGGACCGUGCUGCUCGGAUGCGCGCUCGAGGGUGGACUGUUGUUGGUGUUGUUCGCGACGGCGACGUUUGUCGAGACGCGACUGACGCGGCACGCGAGGGGGGAUCUGAAGGAGUUGUGGGCGACGGUGCCUGGUGAGGCGACGACGAUCGAGCUGAACGCGGACGGGAGCGGGCCGGACGUGAACAGCUCGAGGACGGUGAACGCGCGGGACGUGACGGUGGGGACGAACGUGUUCGUCAAGGCGGGGCAACAGGUCCCCCUCGACGGCGUCGUCGUCCACGGCAGCGCGCUCGUCUCCAUCCAGCACAUCACCGGAGAGGCGUUGCCCGUGACCAAACGCGUCGGCGACGAGAUCCCCGCGGGGGCGCUCAACAGCGACGGCGCGCUCGUCGUUCGAUCCAUCCGCAGCGCGGAGGACUCCACCCCCGCGCGCAUCGCGCGGCUCACCGAGGCUGCGCAGGCGCGCAGGCCCGCGGUGUCGCGGCUCCUGGACACGUUCGGCGACAGGUACAGCAAGGCGAUUCUCGGCGUGACGGCGGCGACGAUGAUCUUGGGUCCGCUGAUCUGGGGCCUGCCGCUCCUCGGACGCGCGGGGGCGAUGUACCGCGCGUUCGCGUUUCUCUCCGCGGCGGCGCCGUGCGCGCUGCUGAUGUCGCCGCUCGUGUACGUCGCCGCGGUUGGCGCGUGCGCGCGUAGAGGCGUUCUCGUGCGCGGCGGCGUCACGUUCGACGCGCUCGCGGAGUGCGGGACGGUGGCGUUGGAUAAGACGGGGACGAUCACCACCGGGGUGAUGACGUGCGCGGCGAUCGAGAGGGAGAGCGCCGAUCAGGGUAAUAACGGAUCAGGCGCGGGGGGUACUCCUCGGGCGCGAGGGGAGCUCGUGGAGGCGGUGGCCGCCGCCGCCGCGCGCGGGGGAAGCGUCCGCGAGGCGUUCGAACGGAGCGGCUUCAGGUCCUCCUCCGAGGCGUCCACGAGCGCCGCGACGGCGACGACGACGACGACGACGACGACGACGAUCGACGCGAGCCCGGGCGGGAACUUGACCGCGCUCGCGAUCGUCGCCGCGCUCGAGCGCGGCGCGACGCACCCCAUCGCGCGCGCGGUGAUGGACACGGCCUCCGCGCACGGCCCCGACGUCCCGGAAGUGAUCGUCUCGAACUUCCGCGUCGUCGCCGGGAAGGGCGUUGAAGGGUACGUCUCGCCCGGCGGCGGGGGCGGCGGGGGCGGCGGAGGGAGGCUCGCGAGAUUCGGUGCGGUGGAGUGGGCGACGGAGAUCAUCGCCGCGGAGGCUCCCGCGACGGCGGCGGCUUUACGGCGACGCGCGGGCGCCGGCGGGAACGUCGGCGGGUCCGUCACCGCGACGCUGGUCGUCUCCGAGACGCACCGGAACCCGUCGUCGGAGUUGAACGGCGGGUUGAACGGCUACGGCGCGGACGAUUUACGGUCAAACGGUACCACCUGGGACGCGUCGUCGUUGUCGUCCGUGUUUCGGUUCGCGGAUUCGCUGCACCCGAAGGCGGCGGACUCGGUGGCCAAACUCGCCGCCGGGAAGUGGCGCGACGACGGCAUGCGCCUCCUCAUGCUCACCGGCGACAACGAGCAGAGCGCGCGCGCCAUCUCGGACGCCGUCGGCCUCCCCCCAAACGCGGUGAACGCGAGCUUGACCCCGGGGGACAAGCUUCGGAUCGUGGAGGAGGCGAGAGAGGAGGCGAUUCGAGACGAGACGCGGAUGAAAAAGGGCGUCGCGAUGGUCGGCGACGGCAUCAACGACGCGCCCGCGCUCGCGGCCGCGGACGUCGGCAUCGCGGUCGCGACCACGCCGAGCGAGGCUGCCGCCGCCGCCGCGGACGUACUGCUGCUUCACGCGGACGCGGAUGGGAUCUCGCAGCUGCCGGAGCUGUUCGAGCUCGCCGCGCGCACGCGCGCGGUGCUGCGACAAAACAUCACGCUCGCGGUGGUGUCCAUCCUCGGCAGCGCGCUCCCCGCGCUCGUCGGCGCGUUCCCGCUGUGGCUCGCGGUGCUUCUGCACGAGGGUAGCACGCUGCUCGUCGCGAUCAACAGCGUGCGGUUGUUGGGAACGUUCGGGAGGCAGCCGUUACGGAAGUCGACGCUCCUAGCGACGCUCGGCGUCUUCGCCGCGUGCUGCGCGGGCGGGUACUGGUGCUACGCGCCGUCCGCGCGCCUCGCGCUGCGAUCCGCGGUGGGCGUCGCGCUCACGACUCCGCAGUUCAUCGCCGCGUCGCUGGCGCUCAAGUCCGCGUGGGCGGGGCUCCUCGCCGGGUGCCUGCACACGCUCACGGGUCCAGAUCAUCUCGCGGCGUUGGCGCCUCUGAGCGUGGGACCCAACCGCGCGAAAAACGCCGCCAUGGGCGCGCUGUGGGGGCUGGGGCACAACACCGGGCAGAUCCUGUUCGGGCUCAUCUUCGUCCUCCUGAAGGAUAAGCUCCCUUUCAACAUGGAGAUCAUCGGGCAGUGGGGUCAAGGGAUCGUCGGCGCUACGUUGAUCGCCAUCGGCGCGUUGGGGUUCUGGGAGGCGCGGGAGAUGGCGGAGGGGAGGUCGGGACACUCGCACUCGCACUCGCACUCGCACGGGCUGCCGUUCGGGCUGGGCGGCGACAUGUUCGGGGACGACCACGCGCACUCGCACUCGCACUCGCACGACGACGGCGACGUCGUCGCGAAGCUGAAGUACGCGCACUCGCACGCGAACGGCGAGGAGGCGGGGAGGGUGGACUGCCGCGACGAGGACGACGACGGGGAGGUCGGGCGCUUGCACUCGCACUCGCACUCGGACUCGGACUCGGACUCGCACUCGCACUCGCACGCCUCGUCGUCGUCGAGCGAUGGAGCGCCCCAGCGCGGCGGCGCGAACUUCCUCUCGUGGACCUACCUCACGGGCACCAUCCACGGCUUGCAACCGGACGCGUUGCUGUUGUUGCUCCCGGCGUUCGCGUUGCCGCGGCUGCAGGCUAUCGCGUUUCUCGGGACGUUUUUCGUCGGCACCAUCGUCGCGAUGGGCACGUACACCGCGUGCCUCGGCGCGGGCACGAGCGCGCUGCAGAAGCACAACCCGAAGGCGGUGAGUUUGGUGAGCUCGAUCAGCAGCUUCGUCGCGGUGGCGAUCGGAUUCGCGCUCAUCGCGAGCGCAAUCUUCGGGUUCGAGAUUUUCUGAUGUCACGAACGAUGGAUGGUCUGACUACGUCCCGUGGGUGUACUUUUAGCGUAUACUUUUACAAAUGCGAGUCGCUCUCGUCGUCG